Haemonchus placei is the source of this 309-nucleotide messenger RNA. Lineage: Eukaryota; Metazoa; Nematoda; Chromadorea; Rhabditida; Trichostrongylidae. The record is from the annotation of a GenBank genome assembly.
AUGCAAGCGUAUUUCAGAACUAGAUCUUCUUUUGAAUUCCUGCUGGGAACGAAGUUGCAUCCGACUUGCGGAGCACCACUGAGAGCGGCGACCUCAUUUCUUCUCCUCCAAAUGAUGCUUGAGAAGGCUUUGAACAGCUUUGUUCCUAGGACAACAGUAUCAUUCUUUGGGUAAGUCCUUUCUCCAGUGAUCAUCAUCAUCUUCCCGUUCAAAUAGUCUAGGGCCCUCUGCUGCAGCUCCUUAUUCCAAUCUAAUUUUCUAUUGUGUUGUCUGUUGAGCUGUACAAAAGCUGAUCUGCAGGAAUAAUGA